Molecule: messenger RNA, 925 nt
Organism: Olea europaea var. sylvestris
Lineage: Eukaryota; Viridiplantae; Streptophyta; Magnoliopsida; Lamiales; Oleaceae
Product: translation initiation factor IF-2-like
Exons: 3
Coding region: 1-543 (180 amino acids)
Source: RefSeq, a predicted model, not a curated record
AUGGUGGAUGAAGAAGAAAACCCAAGAAGGGUUUGGGAUGGAGAAUGUCUGGGAAGAUUUGGUUUGUUAANUCGGGAUCCCCAGCAGCAGCAGAUUUUGGAUGCUCAACAAUUGGCUGCGGUGGCUGCCGCUGGGGAGCAGGAGAUGUUGAGGACUUAUGAGCAGCACCAACACCAGCAACAGGAUGAUUUAGUAAGGUAUAAUGGAGGGUUCGAUACCACAGGAGGGCCAGUGACUGCCACCGGCUUUACUCAAAUCACAGAUGAAGAUGCCAUGCCACCGCGGCCGCCAACUUUGGCCUUGGGUUCUUAUGAAAACAACCCUCUCCAUCAUAUUCAGCAGGAGGCACAGGAUCACUCACAUUCUCACCAGCUUCAGCUUCAAUCACAUGAGUUUUUCUUUCAGCAACAGCCACAAGAGAAUGCUUCAACUCAUCAUCUACAGCAGCUAAUUCAGUUGCAGCCUGAGGAACCACAGGCAUCACAACAGCAGCAGCAAAGAGCCAAGAGCGAAGAGGGCAGGAGCGUUAAUCCUUCAUGCUAAAAUGAAAUUCAUGUCAAAAAUAAACUGCCCUAUUUUCUUUAUUCUAUCCACAAAUAUUUCAUCCAGAAAAUUUUAUGGUAUACACAAGUAUACAUUGAAGCAAAAUAGAAAAGGAGAGUGAGGGGAGUCAAAUAAUGUUGCAUAGAAGAAGCCUAAGACCGUAAGCGAUCGGUUUUCUUUUCUUUCGAGUUUGAAGAAUUCAGUUUCUUGGACGUUGAAUGUUGCAUCGAAGAAGCCUAACAGCGUGAGUGAUCGAUAUUUUGAAUGUUGGAGCUACUUAUUCAUUUCAAUUGCAGUGUUCGCAAGGGCAUGCUUAGUACGAGUACUGAACAUGACUUGAGUAGAAUAGAUAGAUUGUUAACUUUUAUCCUUAAAACUUUUU